UGUCCAAGCAAAUGCCUAGAAGAUGGGUGUGGAUAGAAGGAAGUCAGGAUCAAGGCGGUGGGGACAUGACCCCAAAGUCACUGUGGUGAUAUUCAGAGCUGCCUGUUCCUUCACGGGUCCAGGGUGCUAGCACAGAAGAAUUUUGUGGCAGGGCCCAGGGUGUCCAUGGUACUAUUGAAGCAGAACAGAGGAGUUCAGUGCCGCAGCCAAGUGUCACAGCUCUGAGGCACGGCUGAGCUUUACAGCCCAGUGUGGCAGCUCUGGGUCAUAGCUCUCAUAAUUUGAAGACUCUAGAAUCCAAUGAUCAGUUGAAGAGGUGGAGAAAAAACCCCUUUAUUCCAACGGGGAGCCCUGGCAGCCUCGAGUCUGAGUGCCCUACCAGAAUUGAGAGCCUCCUUAUAUAGGGAUCUAUAGGGUAGGUGAGCAUGCUCAUUGAAGCGGGGGCCAGAGUUACUGAACAUUCCUGAGAAGGGAUGGAGCUUAACCGAACUUUCUUGUGAGGGGGCAGAGCUUCACAGAACAUUCCUGAAAGGUCACACACUUCAGUCACGAACCAUUUUGCUAUAUUGGGCAGGAGUGCUGCCCAGAGCACAAACAUUUUCAAAACAACAUUCUGUGGGAAAAAAUGGAGGCAAGGCAAGGGCCUGUCUUACUGUGUAGCACUUCUCUAUCAGUACUAUGAGACUGACUAUUCAAGGCUGCAGCGGUUCUGUUCUCUGCAUUCUCACGGAGCACACCUCAGCCACUCUAGUGUUGGUUCUAGAGAGCCAAUAUUGUUCCCCCCACUGCACUGAAAGGUUCAAACAAUAAACUUUGCACUUGGUCUUGGUUAUCCAUGUCCUUGGUACAAGAGACCGAAAAGAAUGAGUUUCCCCACUUGUAUUUCAAAGAAUGUCUCAGUCUUCAGGCCCAACAGAAGCCCGCCACAGGGAUGGAGCCGUUACAGAAAGCCCACUUCGAUGAAGCUCGGGACUGUAGGCUUGGACUGCUGCAGAGAUCGCCCAACAUGGCGGUAUCUAGGAGUCGGUGACCUUUGAGGAUGUGGCUGUGAACUUCACCCUGGAAGAGUGGGCUUUGCUGGAUCCUUCACAAAAGAGGCUCUACAGAGAUGUGAUACAGGAAACCUUCUGGAACCUGGCUGCUAUAGGAAAAAAUUGGGAGGACCAGAACAUUGAAGAUGAAUAUGAAAAUUCCAGGAGAAAUCUAAGAAGUCAAGUGGUAGAGAGUUUCUGUGAAUAUAAAGAAAGUAGUCAAUGUGGGGAAAUCUUCAGCCCGCUUCCAGAUCCUAUUGUGAACAUGAAAACUUUUCCUGGAGUAAAACUAGGUGAAACCCAUGUUUGUGGAAAUGACCUUAUUGUUCCUUCAUUCCUAAAUUUGUCCUUCAGGGAGGACACUGAGCAGGAACCAUAUGUGUAUGAGGAGUAUGGAGAGAUGUUGCAUAAAUGUGAGGAACAUGGGAACGCCUUCCAUUUUCCCCAGUGGUUUCAUAUGUAUGAAAGGACUCCAGCUGGAGAAAAACCCUUUGAAAGUGAACCGUGUGAUAACUUUAGGUGUCUCAGUCCUCUUCAGAACCAUGAAAAGAUUCUCUUUGGAGAGAAACAGCAUGAAUAUAAGCAAUGUGGGACACUCUUCAGAAGUCACAGUUAUGUAGGUAAGCAAUGUAGGAACACCUUCAUGAGUCUUGGGCACAAGCAGAGACCCACAGUAGCCCACACUGGAGAUAGACCCUAUAAGUUUCAGGUGCCUUGCAAGGCCUUUGAUGGUUCCGGGUCGUUUCUCAUAUAUGAAAGAAAUCACACUAGAGAGAAACACUAUGAAUGUAACCAAUGUGGGAAAACUUUCACUUUUUCUAGUUCUUUUCGAAGACAUGUACGAACUCACAGUGGAGAGAAACCCUACAUAUGUAAGCUAUGUGACAAGGCCUUCAGUUGUUCCAGGUCUCUUCAAAGACAUGAAGAAGCUCACAAUGGAAAGAAACGUUAUGUUUGUAAGCAAUGUGGGAAAACCUUUAGUUCUACUAGUUACAUUCGAAUACAUGAAAAAUCUCACACUGGAGAAAAACCUUAUGUAUGUAAGCAGUGUGGGAAACCCUACCACAUUCCAAGAUCUCUCAGAAAACAUGAAAUAACUCAUACUGGAGAGAAACCCUUUGUAUGUGGGCAAUGUGGGAAAGCCUUCCAUUGGUCCAAUUACCUUCGAGUGCAUGAAAGAGUUCACACUGGAGAGAAACCCUAUAUAUGCAAGUAUUGUGGGAAAGCUUUUAGUUCUUCCAGUUAUAUUAAAAUACACGAAAGAACUCACACUGGAGAGAAACCCUAUGUAUGUAAGCUGUGUGGGAAAUCCUAUUGUGAUUCCCGUUCCCUCAGAAGACAUGAAAGAAGUCACACUAGGAAGAAAUCUUCCAUACGAAAGGUGGGAAGGCCUCCAAUCAGUACAGUUCCCUUCACAAACGUGAAAGAACUGGCACUAGAGGGUAACCCUAAAUACAGAAAAGGAGAAAGCCUCAUUGACACUGGACCUUUCUAGGAACAUGGGAAUGCACAGUGGAGAGAACCAUGUUUGUAGUGUGUGGGAAUGUGGCUAGUCCUUUGCUUCCACACUGAUACAAAGCUACAGAAUAUGGGAGAGAUUACCCGAAUAGAAGAGAUACGCAGAAGUCUUCAGAUGGCCCCCAUGUAAAAGGUACCCUGGGUUAAAAAUCUGUGAGUAUGAUAAACCCAUGAAAUUUGCUAGUUGUAAAAAAUAGUUUCAGAGUCUUGUGAAGAGUGCUCUUGUAUGUAGUGGAAUUUUGUAAAUGAGAUUAAUAUAAUGAGGUUGAUGCAAAUUAAUUUGUGUACAGUGCUCCAAGAAAUAUAUCACCUGAAGGAAUUGUACUAAAAGUUAUAUAUGUAUUAUGUUUAUUAGUGGCUCAUUCUUAAGGUAGACCUCUGGACUAUGUAUUUAUAAGUUUUUAAGAUUAUUUUCUGAGACAGGCUCUUGCUGUUUCUCAGGCUAGCCUCAAACUGGCAAUCCACCUGCAUCAGCAUCCAUAACUACAUAAUUACAUAAUGAAAUUUACAGACGUGCUCCUUUUUUAAAAAAUCUAAUUGUUCUCAGAAGUAAACAUUGAAGUGACAUAGUAACAAGUUUUGUUUAAGCAAUACGGUAUGACUUUAAUGGGCAGUGUUCUUAGGCUUAAGUUUUAUGUCAUUUUUUGGAAUAAUUUUGUGGUUAAUGGCCUAUUGAAACAUGAAUUGUUAAAUUGUUGUGUUUUUCCUACUGGCCUAAUGUGGCUGAAUCUGAACUCUGAGUGUGUGGGUGUGGGUGUGCGUGUAUGCAUGCAUAUACUCCAACUUUGUAUUUUAUAAAUAGCCUUUUUAGGUGAUUUAAUAUUUUUUGCUUUUGAUGUAUAUUUUUUUCAAGCAAGGUUUCUGUACAUAUUUUUUAGAGUUCAUUUGUUUCAAACAUCCUGUAGAUUAACAAUGUUACCUUGUUCAUUUACUGAGAAGAUAUCUAUCAAUAUCACAUUGCAGUAUUGCAUUAGAGCAAGGUUAUAAGUUUAUCAUAUUUUUCACUUGCUGUUGAAAAGUACCACUUGCUUAUAAACUAUAGGUGUUUCUUUCUCCGUAGAAAUUUUACUUUUCAUGUUUAUAUUCUUAUAACUUGUAUUUUGAUUGUAGUUUUUUCACUCAUCAUACCAAAAAGUACAGUGUGCUGGUAUGACUGAUAUACCUUGCCAGAGUACACGAGAGUUAUGCUUUUGGUCACUUAUGGGGUAAAGUCCUAGCAUAAUAAAUCUCUCCAGACACCAUAACUGCCUGUGUGGUUUAUCAGUGAGAGAACACUCUCCAUAUUUGCUAGGAUUUGCAUUUGUUUUAGAGGAAUUGAUUGCUAUUCAGUUCAAUAAGGCAUCUCCCACUAGGACACAGUAGGGUGGUCACAUUAUUGACUAGAGGGAAUUUUACUCAUUUGUGUGUUCUGUCAACUUUAGAUAAACACACUACUGUUUCGUACUGUUUUUUCUUCAUCCGUAUUUUUAUGUAACUGAGGAGUAUUGUCUGAUCUUCAGGGUAUGUGAUAUGUCUUUAUGAGACUUGAUUGUGUUGUGAAUGGGAGGCCUGCUCCAGUUUUCCUUACCUGUUUCAGGCCUUUAUGAUGUUACCAUCUAAACUAGGAAGUAUUUCCUAAAGAAUAUCCAGCUCUCAAAGGUACAGAGGCUUUUCAGCCUGGGAUGGGGUUACAUUUUCAUAAACUCAUUGUGAUGUCAAGAUUUGAAGAUACAGAACGCACCUUUCCCACUGAACCCUGGGCCUGAGCCAGCCCAGCUUUGCAAAGGAGGCUUAGAUCAGUGAGAUUUACCCACAGUGGGCACAGUCAUCUACUGCAGGGUCUUCUCAAUGCAAUGCUGCCUGUGUGAUUUUACACUCCUGAGCACGCAGCAAACCAGAACAGCUCACUGUUUCCACCCAGCCACAUAAGAAAGCAUAUACUGAGCCAGGCAUAGUGGCAUAUACUGGUAAUCACAGCACUCGGGAGGCUGAAACAGGAGGAUCGCUGUGAGUUCAAGGCCAGCCUGAACUACACAGUGAGACCCUGUCUCAACACCUCCCAUCCCAAAAAAGACAAAGUCAGAGAUGGCAGCUGACAGUAUAUUCAUGGUGGGGUGUAUUUCUCUGUCCUGUGUGGAAGUCCAUGUGUGAGUGAGGAUGUCGUCACUGGUCAUUUUUCACAUACCCAGUUCCCUGACCCCCGUGUGGGUCAGCAGCUGCUGUGUGUCAGGGUAGGCACUGCAGCUAGUCCUGCCUGGUGGGGCUGACAUCACAAUUCGUUCUAAUGCACGGGUAGAAGACCAUCAUCUGUAAUGACAGCAUUUUAGUACAUCUGACACAUUACCUGCAUUUGGCACACGAGACUCUGGAACUUGAGAUUCCUCAGUUCUUUGGGACACACGUGUCUUAGGUGAAUCUGGUUGACAUCAUUGGAGGAUUUCAACUCCGUGUUACAUGCAGCCGUAUCACUGAGUUGCAGGUCCUUCAGGACAUCCUGAGAAGGGUGGUUCUGAACAGCUCUAGCCUAGCAUGGCCUUUUCCCAUCCACACAAAUCCACAGCAGUUUCCCACUUGAUGCUCCAAAGGAAGUCUUGAUGCUUUCAGGUCAUGUAUCCAAGUAAUUAUUGAGGUGACUAGCAGAUCGAACUUAUUUUGAGUUGUACCCAAAUUUAGUGGAAAAAGAGGCUGUAUUUGACAUCUCAGGUGGAAUAUUUUUGCUGUCUGUAUGACGUCAGCUGGGCCAUUGUAUUUCAGUGGCCCAACAGAGCCCUGCUCUUCUCUCCACUGGGGUUGCUUCCACGUGCUUAGACUUUAUUACGUGUUACGGAAAAUGGGGAGACAUAACUGCUUUUUGUGUAAUAUUUUUUUAAGAAAUUACUUUUCAUCCUUUUCUUCCUUUAUGAUUUAUGUUUCUUUUAUUCUGUUUAUAUUACAUGACCUGAGUAUUGUUAGUAACACAAGUUGAUCCUGUCUGUUUUAUUCUCCCGAGUGUUUUAUUCCUUCUUACAGAGAAUGAAAUGACCUGCAGGGAGCACAGACCUUUGAAAAAUCACAUAACUCACAGUGGCAAAUUUCUUAAUGUUAGCUCCUAGCAUGUUAGCAGGCAUCCUCAGCACUAUUGCAAAUGUCGACUGAGAAGCAACACAAGUAUUAUGUUUUUAUGCAGUUUUUCAAAGGUGGCAUUGAGUAUAUGUUAGUAGCAUUCCUAUCAGUAUUAGAUGACAUUAGUAUGAAUAUGAUACAUGGUUUUGUAUGUAAAAAUACUUCGUGAUUUUAUUGAUAUGAAAACUUAUUUUUAGGCAUGCAUGUUUUAUGUUGACCAUUUCUCAUAAAGCAAGGUCAAAAAUGGAAAUGAGAAAUCCUGCUCAGUUAAAUGAACUGAAGUUGAAAGGUGAGGCUUAUUCAGGGUUCCACAUGUAAUUCAUUCCUUCACUGUGAGACAGUUCAUUUACAGGCCCACAAACUUUUGUUGUGCAGUACCUUGCAAUCGGAAAUGUUAACAUAAGUUACCCUGUCUCUUCAUGUAAUGUCAAGGUAAGAUGAUGGGUAAAAAGUAUUGGAAAAAAAGCUAUUUAUAAAUAAAUAAAUAAAUAAAAGAUACUUGUAGAAUUUUGUGAAUAGCACAAUCAGAUUUAAACUCAUUCUUGAGAUUGACUGUAAGAAAGAAGCAGCUCAGAGGUAGGACGGGGAACACUGGCAGUGUUCCAGGAGUCAAGUGGUAAAGCAGUCUGAGUACGGCAUAUGUCACGGGCCCGUGCUGGUGAGGAGCCUGGCACCGGAAACAGAACAGCUUCAACGCUGAGGUGACCUGUGCUUGUUUGCCAAGGACUGACCUGAUGCUGCUUGCUUUUCCUGAGUAAUGUCUCUUACAGCCUGUCUUUUGAAUAUGUUUUCUGUAUUUGUAGAAGAAAUGUACGUGGGUAUCGUUACAUGUAAGCUGUAUUAGUUGAAAUCAACUUUAAUUAAAUAAAUUUUGUAGAAAGACUGAAUAAAAUCCUGUUUCUAGGAAA
Heterocephalus glaber (naked mole-rat) is the source of this 6538-nucleotide messenger RNA. Lineage: Eukaryota; Metazoa; Chordata; Mammalia; Rodentia; Bathyergidae. The record is from RefSeq and is a predicted model, not a curated record.